CAUACGAGGUCAUGUUGUUAAAGGUUAUACCGGAAAAUGGCGAGGAUUCUGGCUAUAUGCGAGAUAUGUUGCAAAACAACAUGGGUUGCAAGGAAUAAGUUCCUCGCAACAUCAUGUAUAAGUAAUGCAACUCAAAUAAUUAAAAAAACAGCUAGCUCAAAUCAUAUAAUAAAAUGUAGUGUUUCGAGUGCCGCACCAGUUAAGAGUGCGGUGGCUACAUAUACAGUUUUUAGUCGUUUUUAUUCGGAUACGCCUCCAUCGGGCUUAAGUUUUGAAGAAGUUCGUACACUAAUUCAUAGUAAAGAUAUUCAGCUAAUUGAUGUACGGGAACCAGAAGAAGCUUGGAAAACUGGGUCAGUUGAUCCAGCAAUUUUAAUUCCAUUGGGAGAACUUAAGGCUGCGUUAGAGAUGAGCGAAGAACGAUUUAUUGAGCACUACGGCAGGGAGAAGCCUCUGUUAUAUGAUAAGAACAUCGUGUUUAUGAGUUACAGGGGGCCACGUAGUAAAGCUGCCGUUGAAAUUGCCAGUGUCCUUGGAUACAGAUCUAGAUAUUUCGAAGGAGGAUUUUCAGAAUGGACUCAACAUCAGAAGAAAACACAUUGAAUUCUCUGAAUAUUGUAUUGAAUAAUGGACUACGAUUUCUUCAGUUAAUAGCAGCUAUUUUGACGCUAUAACUUAGUGUAUUAAAAUACAUAUGUAAUUCUAAGGCAGAUUAGAUCAGAUGAACAUUGCUCUAAUAGAAGAACAAUAACACACAGUGCUCAUUUAAUAUUUGCGCACUGUUCUAUUGUUCCCCUAUUAGGUUAAUGAAUGUAUGUUAAUUGUAUCAAGCAAAGCUCUGUGAAAAGUUUUCACCGGAGAAACUCAAAUCUGCAACUUCUCGCUCUACCAAACUGACGUCAUACCACCAGAACACGGAGACCUAAGUAUAUUACAAUAAGAUUGAAAACCAGCGUGUCAUACAUCAGACAACUCAAUAGAAGCCAGUUUAUUACAGAACGUUUCACCAAUAAUUAAUUAAUUAGAGCAAUAUUAAAUAGCAUUCAAAUUUCUGUGUUUGGUCAUUGUGCACACGUGUCUUUUCACAAUAUAAUAUGCAGUCUACAAACGCCAAAUUAAUUAUGAAUAGUUGCCGAAUGUUGCCAGUUUAGACGGCUACAAUUACCAGAAAUGCAUGUAUUUACCAUCUAAUCUAAACUGUUUGUCUUAACUACUAUUGUUUCAUUACAAUGUUGUGUUUGCCUUCUCAAUAUCUGCAAGUAUUUAAAACCAUGUUGACAAUUAUAUAAAAAAUUUGUUUUUCUUGCUGAAUAAACAGGAACU
Molecule: messenger RNA, 1323 nt
Organism: Anneissia japonica
Lineage: Eukaryota; Metazoa; Echinodermata; Crinoidea; Comatulida; Comatulidae
Product: rhodanese domain-containing protein CG4456-like
Exons: 4
Coding region: 37-603 (188 amino acids)
Cellular component (GO): mitochondrion
Molecular function (GO): thiosulfate-cyanide sulfurtransferase activity
Source: RefSeq, a predicted model, not a curated record